AUGACUGACAAACCAUUUGAGGAUGUCGAUAUCGACGAUGAAAUGAAUGAAUUUGACGACAAUGAAGAAGCACCAGUGGAUAACGAAGCACUCUUCGGUAGAGUGGAGCAAGAAGAAGCAGCAGAAAAAACUCGCAUAGAAGAUGGAAGUAAGAGACUGUUUGACCUUCCUGAAUUUACACGUAAAGACAAGACACUUCAAGAAAUCUUGGAUCUAAUGGAAGACAAUCCACCAGUUAUUCCAGAUGCAGUGAUAGAUUACUACAUGACAAAAAAUGGAUUCGAUUGCUCAGACGUAAAGGUUAAAAGACUAUUAGCCCUAGCCACUCAGAAGUUCGUCAGCGAUAUAGCAUCUGAUGCAUACGAAUAUUCAAGAAUUAGAUCUGCUAUAACUGUUCACAACUCGAAUAAUGGACAAGCAAGAGCCAGGCAGCUAUUGAUCGGACAGCAGCUGACCCAACAACAACAGCAACAAAACGAAAAAACUAAUGCAAACAAAGUCGUCCUCACCGUUAAUGAUUUGAGUAGUGCUGUCGCUGAAUACGGUUUGAACAUCAGUAGACCUGACUUUUACCGUUAA
Messenger RNA from Kluyveromyces marxianus DMKU3-1042, 579 nucleotides. It is a transcript of the gene TAF10, whose product is annotated as Taf10p. Gene Ontology annotation, biological process: transcription initiation at RNA polymerase II promoter. The transcript has a single exon. Bases 1 to 579 code for a protein of 192 amino acids. The record is from RefSeq and is a predicted model, not a curated record. Gene Ontology annotation, molecular function: RNA polymerase II general transcription initiation factor activity; promoter-specific chromatin binding. Gene Ontology annotation, cellular component: transcription factor TFIID complex; nucleus; SAGA complex. Lineage: Eukaryota; Fungi; Ascomycota; Saccharomycetes; Saccharomycetales; Saccharomycetaceae.